AUGUUCCAUAAUCCAGUAAUUGCAGCAAUCCUUGGCACUAUAGGAACAAUUUUAUGGUGUAUUCAAUUAAUUCCUCAGAUUGUUGUAAAUUAUCUUCGACAUAGUACACAAGGGUUUCAACCUCUUAUGUUAUUGUUAUGGUCUAUUGGUGCAGUUAUUAUGGGCAUUUAUAAUAUUUCUCGUAACUUGAAUAUUCCAUUACAACUUCAACCACAGUUGUUUUUAGUUUUAUGUUUUAUUACAUGGGGACAAUGUCUUUAUUAUGAAAAAAAAUGGUCUAUUUAUAAAUGUAUUACUAUUUUUUCAUCUGGAGGGUGCAUCUCGGGAUUUAUUGAAGCAGGAUUUGUUUUUAUAGCACGAUCAUUAAUACGACAAAAUAUUAAAUGGCCUAUUAUUUCUAUAGGGAUAAUUUCAUCUAUUUUUAUAUGUAUUGGACUUUUUCCUCCGUAUUAUGAUAUAUAUAUUCAUAAAUGUGUUCGAGGAAUUUCAUUUAUAUUUCUUUUAAUAGAUAUGGGAGGAGCGUUAUUUUCUUUCUUGUCUUUAUUAUUUGAACUGAAAUUUGAUAUUCUUGCGGCUAUUUCAUAUUCUUUUGUUUUUUUUCUUGAAAUGGGCAUUAUUAUGUUUGAUUAUUAUUUUAAGUUAUCAAAAUGGAAUAAGAAAAGAAAAUUAAAUAAAAAAGCAAAACAAGAAAUAUCAGAAAAAACAAUGGAUACAAUAGAUAUAAAUGUAGAAGCAUCGUCAUGA
This is a messenger RNA of Pneumocystis murina B123, 744 nucleotides long. RefSeq lists its product as hypothetical. Lineage: Eukaryota; Fungi; Ascomycota; Pneumocystomycetes; Pneumocystales; Pneumocystaceae. The coding region runs from base 1 to 744 and encodes 247 amino acids. The transcript is spliced from 5 exons. The record is from RefSeq and is a predicted model, not a curated record.